Salvelinus namaycush (lake trout) is the source of this 1328-nucleotide messenger RNA. RefSeq names its product natural killer cell receptor 2B4-like. The transcript is spliced from 4 exons. The record is from RefSeq and is a predicted model, not a curated record. Bases 425 to 919 code for a protein of 164 amino acids. NCBI's taxonomy places the organism in Eukaryota, Metazoa, Chordata, Actinopteri, Salmoniformes, Salmonidae.
UAAAUCUAAAUAGGACCAAUCUCGUGACUGGAGACGAUAAACGAGUCUACUGGUUUCCUAUUUUACAACACAAGUUGAGUUCUCGUUUCCCUUUUUCUUCGCCCUUGUGUAGCCAACUCAUUCUCACUUCCUGUGAAAGGGGUCACAAAUAGACUCCUAGCGCUUUCAAACGAAAGCUCAGUUUCCGCCAUUUCCUCCUUCAAUCCCCCACCUCCGUUCUCGCACGUCCUCGGUUUGUUUUCUGAAAAUUCGAUUUGGGGCGAGGGCGAAUAUAAUUGGAACCAAUCAUAUUGGUGGUUGGCUGGUUAGCUGAGACUGUCUCGCAUUCCCAUUGGCUGACCGUCUCAUUUCACUUAGUUGAGACAGACGCAAAUGUAAAGCAAGUGAAGAAACAUUUAAAGUCCGAGCAGUAGAGAACUGGAAAAUGACAACGCUUCAAUAUUUGGGAAUAUCAGUACUUUUCAUCAUCGCUCUAGUACCACUUCCUCAAGUCAAAAAAAUCCCUGAAGGUGAUUUUCUGGACAGUUCAUCAGAGAAGGGGAGCUGUUCAGUGGUGUGUUCUGUGGAGAACCGGAGAGACAUGACCCUGUCCUGGUACAGAGGAGAGAAGAGACUCAACCAGACCAGCAGCCCUGACCUCUCCACCAACCUGUGUUUCCCUCUGGAGAUAAAGCUACAGGACAAAGAUAUCUACAGCUGUGUGGUUGCCAACCCAGUCAGCAACCAGACAACCAAACUCAACAUUGAAACGCUCUGCCUUCAGUAUGUAGAGUCUGAUCCUAAUCCAAUCACAGUCAUUGUGAUAGUCCUUGUAAUAGGCCUACUGUUAUGUGUAUACUGCAUUUGGAAAAAUAAAGAUAUUAAAGGGUGCUGUGUAUCCACUUCAGGGAGUCCAGAAGAGGAGGGCUCUGUGGUGUAGCCUACUCUGUCAGACCCUGCAUUUCACCUUCUUCCCCAUUGUAAAAAGAGAACUCAUUAGACUGCGUCCCUGCCACUGUAAAAACAGAAUGCACAUUUUGACAUGAACAAAGGAUGUGUUUUAUGCAGCAAAUAAUCACUCCUCUACUCUGUACCAACUUCUGUCUACAAUUGUAUUACUAAAGGAGUAUUUUAAUACUUAAACAAAGAGUCUGUGUUUCCUUUCCAUUACUAAUGUAUGUUUGAUAAUUAUAUAGACCUGAUCAUUUGCUGAAGAAAUUGACCAACAGUUGAAUAAAUAUUGUAACAUUUGUUUGUAAGAUAGCCUUAAAGGGCAAUUCCGCCACUUUUCAACCUCAUAUUCAUUAUUUCCAGUAGCAAACCAGUGUCUACAGCAUGUUUCUAUGAUC